CAUUAUCAUCACAUUAUUAUUUUUUUCCUUCGGCGUUGCUUUUGUUUCCUCAUGCUGUUCGAAUCGUUUUUAUUCACCUGUUGGUUCUUUACUAAAAAGUGAUUAACUUGACUCUACUUGAGGUCAAGUGGAAUCAAUGAGAAUCACCGGUCAUCAUGUCUACACCAUACGGUGUGUUGAUGGGAAACCUGAAUAACGCCAUAAGUAAACGUAAAGUGUGCACUAUGAUCGUGAAUGUCUUCAAUUAUGUAUUGGGCAUCAACAUUGCAUGGUAUAAUGUUAAUAUUUCCCCUUCACACACACACAAAAGUUUCACUGCAACCAUUUUUGUACCAAACGAAUUUUGUCAAAAUCUAGCAGUGAUCACCCUUAACGAGUCAAUGCUACCUUAUGGAUUGAUAAAGGAAGGGCAAAGGCUAAUAAUAGACUAUUUUUGGGGCAAUAAGGGACAAAAUGGUGGGACAGUGCUAACUACUCGAACAGAAAUUAAUUAUAAGAAGAGAAAGAAGAAAAGAGAGGAAAAGAGAACAGGUAGCCAAGGCAAGAAAGGUCAGGCUCAGUCUUUUGUCAUCAACAGUGCUAGUCCGGGAACUAAUGAACAUCAGUCUACAUCAAAUGAGGAAGAAUUGAGCGAGGAGGAAAAAACUGACGCGAGUAAUAAUGGCAACUUAUUGGAGUUAUAUAAUAAUGCUGAUUCUAUAGCAGAUCAACUUGAUAAAGUAGACUACUUAAAGAAAAAUCAACAGCUUGGUAAUGAGACUCGCAAAUUGGAAUUCAAGCGAGGUGAUGGUAAUUACCUCGGCAAUACCCUGAAGUCUGUUCUUGGGACAUACAUGAGUGCUUUCUUGAAUAGUAGCGGAGGAAGUCUACUCAUCGGUGUGGACGAUGGAGGUUUGUUGUAAUCCAGAUGAUUUAUGUCAGUGGUUGAAACUUGUGACCAGUGACGCAAAUCAAAUUAUGCCGAGGCUGAUGGGAAAUUAUGCUAAAUUAUGCCAAAUGUUAAAUUUAUGCCAAAUGUUAUAUUUCGAAUAAGCGCUCCCUCCUCCGUUGUUAUAACCAACUCCCUGAUCAGUCUCAGCAAUAGAGUAUCAGCCCGAGUUUCAGUAUCUUAAUUUAAAACUCAGUAGUCGGUAAUACACUACUCCCAGACGCAUGCCUCCCGGACGGACCGAACGAACGCGAAUUUUGCCUCCAGCCAAGACAGGACCGGACAGGAUUGAGUACCUGGCCAAAACCAUUUUCGAACCUGGCCAAAACUAUUUUCAAUGUGUGGUUAAAAGAAAAAAAAAACACAGAAAGGCAGCUGCAGUAU
Molecule: messenger RNA, 1312 nt
Organism: Anneissia japonica
Lineage: Eukaryota; Metazoa; Echinodermata; Crinoidea; Comatulida; Comatulidae
Product: schlafen-like protein 1
Exons: 2
Coding region: 156-902 (248 amino acids)
Source: RefSeq, a predicted model, not a curated record